Misgurnus anguillicaudatus (oriental weatherfish) is the source of this 2362-nucleotide messenger RNA. The record is from RefSeq and is a predicted model, not a curated record. NCBI's taxonomy places the organism in Eukaryota, Metazoa, Chordata, Actinopteri, Cypriniformes, Cobitidae.
GUGCGUAUUUCUGUCAGUAUUUACGGUACAUGUGAAUAUUUCUCACAUCCAUUACAGCAAACACCGUGAAAUAAACCGCGAGGAGAAGUUAAAGAUGUGAAAUGAAUCGGAACGAGAAGAGAUUCAAUGAGAUUUAGUGAAAGAGAUCAAAUCAUGUUAAACGUCUCAGCUUUGAUGAACUUCAUACAGAUUCCUCUGGACAUUAGGAUGAGAUGGAGAUAUGGGUCAUUGUUGGUCUUUCUGCUUUUAAGCCUGAAGUUCACAAGUGGAGACCAAGACAUCCGACCCAACUUUCUUCUCAUAAUGGUUGAUGAUUUAGGAAUCGGUGAUAUCGGUUGCUAUGGAAACGACACCAUCAGAACACCAAACAUAGAUAAACUGGCCAGAGAUGGAGUGAAACUGACCCAUCAUCUAUCAGCUGCACCUCUCUGUACACCCAGCAGAACUGCGUUCAUGACCGGACGUUACGCCCUACGCUCCGGUCUGGGAAGCACAGGAAGAGUUCAGGUUAUUCUUUUUCUGGGUGGGUCAGGAGGGCUUCCACCUCAUGAGAUCACCUUUGCUAAACUUCUGCAGAAACAGGGCUACAACACCGGCAUUGUGGGUAAAUGGCAUUUAGGUGUGAACUGUGAGAACAGAAAUGACCUCUGCCAUCAUCCCAACAAUCACGGCUUUAACUUCUUCUACGGUCUUCCCUUCACAAACUUUAAUGACUGUAAGCCCGGGGAGGAGUCGGACGUGCUGGCUGAUGUACAGCAAAGAUUGUUGGAGAUCUCUUGCGUGGUGGCAUUCGCAUUUCUCACAGCGUUUAUGAUCCGAGCUGUAGGGCUGAUGGAGGUCAGCGUCAGACUCCUGAUACUUCUGUCCGUUCUCUCUCUGCUGGUGUUCUCGUUGUGGUACGUUCCCUUUAAACACCUGCGGACCUGGAACUGCAUCAUCAUGAGAAACAGCGAGGUGGUGGAGCAGCCCAUGAACCUCCAGACUUUAAAUAAACGUCUGAUGAGUGAAGCCGAGCAGUUUGUAGAAAGAAACAGAGACGGGCCUUUUCUUCUCUUCUUCUCAUUGGUUCACGUGCACACGCCGCUCUUUGUGUCCGAGAGCUUUUCUGGGAAGAGUAAACACGGGCUGUAUGGGGACAAUGUUGAAGAAGUGGACUGGAUGGUUGGUCAGAUGGUGAAGACAGUUGAAAGGUUGGAGUUGACUAAUAAAACCAUGAUGUACUUCACAUCAGAUCACGGCGGUUACAUCGAAGACUCGGACGCUGGCGGUCAGAAAGGAGGCUGGAAUGGAGUUUAUCGAGGUGGUAAAGCAAUGGGAGGCUGGGAGGGAGGCAUUCGAGUGCCCGGGAUAUUCCACUGGCCCGGACGUCUGACAGCCGGUAAAGAAAUUUCAGAGCCGACGAGUCUGAUGGAUGUUUAUCCUACAUUGGUGAAGUUGGCCGGAGGAGAGCCGCCUCAUGACAGAAUCCUGGACGGUCACGAUCUGAUGCCUCUGCUGGAAGGUCAAAGCAAUCGUUCACAGCACGAGUUCAUGUUUCAUUACUGUGGCAUGUAUCUGAACGCUGUACGCUGGCAUCCGGCCGACAGUGAUUCUGUUUUUAAAGUUCAUUACUUUACACCAAAUUUUUCUCCUCCUGGAGCGAUCGGAUGUUACGACAUAAAGAUCUGCAUGUGUCAUAGGGAUUAUGUUACGUAUCACGACCCUCCUCUGAUGUUCGACCUGAGCAGGGACCCUUCAGAGAGUCAUCUUCUCACACCUGACACAGAGCCGCGCUACACAGAAGUGCUGGAGAGAGUCAAGAGCGCUGUGAUCGAGCAUCGUAAAACUCUGAAGCCUGCAGAGAAACAACUGACCUGGGCUAACGUGAUGUGGAAACCCUGGUUACAACCGUGCUGUGGGAACUUUCCCUUCUGCUCGUGCUCAGAAGAUCACAUGACAUCUGCACAGACAUCAUAAUACAUUCAUCACAACUCAUACUUAUUUAAGAAGAAAUGAAAUUAAGCGUUGUGAAUUAUCUCAUCAUUCCAUCCAUGCACACAGAGUCACUUUUUUCCUCUUUCAAGCUGGUUGGUUUGGAUCAAGGCUCAGGACUCUUUAUUGCAGACAGUACGUUCAUUUCAAAUGCCAGAAAUAAAAAAAAUCAAAUCAUUAUUCAGUAAUCACAAUAGACUGGAAUAAUUAGUAAUAGAUAUUCAAGAAGUGAGAACCCAGUUUAAGUGGAUGAUAGUUUAUGUGUAUUAUGCCUAAAGAGCCACAAGAGGGCCAUCUUUCCUCUUAAAUAUUCACUCAUGUCUUUGCUGUCUGUUAUAGACUGGACAUGUACAGUAGAUUUUUACUAAUAAUAAAAUACUAACUGCUGGAA